CUUUUUUUUUUUUUAAUUUUUUUUUAUUUUCAAGAAUUUCUCUGUUCUGUUCUUGACAAAAGCACCAAUCGUCCGUGUGCUUUAUCACUUUCUUCACAGAUCCCUUCUCCCGCUACUCCCUCUCACUUUCUCACUCCCUACGAGAAUUCAAAAGCUAAACCCCCUCCCAGAAAAAUGUAUUCAAGAUUUUGAGAGAUUUUCAGUUCUGGGAGGAGGAGAAGAAGCAUUCAGAAAGGAUUUUCUUUCCUUUUUCUUUUUUUUUUUGUUUAAUUCUUGAUAUUAUUUUCUUACGGGGGAGUGAAGAUGGGAAUUUGUACUUCCAAACCCAGACCCUUUCCGGAACCCAAUUUAUCAGAUGAGUGCAAGAACGCUGCUGUUUCGGCCCAGGAUCAGGAGAACGCCGUUCCGGCGGGGAACAACGAUGUUAAUGCGAAAAGUUCUGGCAAUCUUGAUGAGAAAAAUAGGAACGAGGAAAAGUCAGGAGGAGGUAAGAAAUCUCCCUUUUUUCCUUUCUACAGCCCUAGCCCAGCGCAUUAUUUGUUCUCCAAGAAGUCUCCGGCGAGAUCUCCGGCGCCGGGGUCAGUAACGCCGAGGAGAUUUUUCAAACGGCCGUUCCCGCCGCCAUCGCCGGCGAAGCACAUCAAGGCGGUGCUGGCGCGGCGGCAUGGCUCUGUGAAGCCGAAUGAGGCGGCGAUACCAGAGGGGAAGGAGGUAUCCGAGGCGUUGAGUCUGGACAAAAGUUUUGGGUUCCCGAAGAAGUUUUACGACAAGUAUGAGCUUGGAGAGGAGGUCGGGAGAGGACAUUUUGGGUAUACUUGUCGGUCGAAGUUCAAGAAAGGUGAGCUCAAAGGGCAGGAAGUUGCCGUUAAGGUCAUUCCAAAAUCAAAGAUGACCACCGCUAUUGCUAUUGAAGAUGUGAGAAAGGAGGUGAAAAUAUUGAGAGCUUUGACGGGACAUAGCAAUCUGAUACAAUUUUAUGAUGCUUAUGAAGAUCAUGACAAUGUCUACAUCGUGAUGGAGUUAUGUGAAGGAGGGGAGCUUUUAGAUAGAAUACUUUCAAGGGGUGGGAAGUACACAGAAGAGGACGCAAAGACCGUGAUGAUACAAAUACUGAAUGUUGUUGCAUUCUGCCAUCUCCAAGGGGUGGUCCACCGGGAUCUUAAACCCGAGAAUUUCUUGUUUACUUCAAAGGAAGAAAACUCGUUACUGAAGGCCAUAGAUUUUGGUUUAUCAGACUUCGUGAAACCAGAUGAAAGGCUUAAUGACAUUGUUGGCAGUGCAUAUUAUGUGGCUCCUGAAGUAUUACAUCGAGCGUACAGUACCGAGGCUGACGUUUGGAGUAUUGGUGUAAUAGCAUAUAUCCUGCUUUGUGGGAGCCGCCCAUUUUGGGCUCGAACUGAGUCUGGCAUCUUUCGUGCUGUUGUAAAAGCUGAACCAACAUAUGAAGAACAACCCUGGCCAACUCUGUCUUCUGAGGCCAAAGAUUUUGUGAAACGUCUUCUAAAUAAGGAUCCAAGGAAAAGAAUGACUGCAGCUCAAGCCCUUUGUCAUCCAUGGAUAAAAACUUCUAACGACGUAAAGGUUCCUUUGGACAUACUAAUAUUUAAGCUCAUGAGAGCUUAUAUGCGUUCAUCUCCCCUCCGGAAAGCUGCUUUACGGGCUUUAUCAAAAACACUGACUGCUGAUGAACUUUUCUAUUUGAAGGAGCAAUUUGCUCUAUUGGAGCCAAACAAAAAUGGCACCAUAAGUUUAGACAAUGUCAAAGCGGCCUUGAAGAAGAACGCAACUGAUGCCAUGAAUGAGUCACGCGUUUAUGAUUUUCUUGCUUCACUUAAUGCACUUCAAUACAGAAGGAUGGAUUUUGAAGAAUUCUGUGCUGCUGCAUUAAGUGUCUAUCAGUUGGAGGCUCUCGAGAGAUGGGAGCAACAUGCUCGUUGUGCCUAUGAACUCUUCGAGAAGGAUGGGAACCGUACUAUCAUGAUUGAGGAGUUAGCUUCGGAACUCGGGCUUAGCCCUUCGGUUCCUGUUCAUGCCGUUCUCCAUGAUUGGAUUAGACACACUGAUGGAAAACUUAGUUUCCUUGGAUUUGUCAAGCUAUUACAUGGUGUUUCCAGCCGUUCACUUGCCAAAGUACAUUGACACUUAUGGGGAAAAGUUGACAAACCUUGAUUCCUGUUACUUCCUCAUGCCCCACGAUCUUUUGCAAUAACAGGGGAGGCUGAUAAGAGGAGAUACAGAUCACUCCCCAUACCCCCCCGAGUUGCAAGACGAAGGGUAAGUUUCAAGUGACAUUGAUGAGGCGCAGUGGGCAUUGCUGGGAUUUCAGAAAGGGCAUCCAAGAAUUUACUUACUGGUGUAAAGUUUGUAGUUAAAUUUUGUGUCCGAUUGCAGCUGAGAAUAUUUCGAUGCUGGUUUUAGUGAAUAUUCUUACACUCUCAUAUUCUAACAUAUAUUGGAGACACAGACAGCCCUGACAUCAACAGUCUUGUAUCUCCCUUUCCCACCUAAUUUCGUGCUAAUGUGUUGAUUACUUCUA
Sesamum indicum (sesame) is the source of this 2536-nucleotide messenger RNA. RefSeq names its product CDPK-related kinase (gene CRK). The record is from RefSeq and is a predicted model, not a curated record. Gene Ontology annotation, molecular function: calcium ion binding; protein kinase activity; ATP binding. Lineage: Eukaryota; Viridiplantae; Streptophyta; Magnoliopsida; Lamiales; Pedaliaceae. Gene Ontology annotation, biological process: protein phosphorylation.